Molecule: messenger RNA, 1586 nt
Organism: Pungitius pungitius (ninespine stickleback)
Lineage: Eukaryota; Metazoa; Chordata; Actinopteri; Perciformes; Gasterosteidae
Gene: mpc2b
Product: mitochondrial pyruvate carrier 2b
Exons: 5
Coding region: 300-680 (126 amino acids)
Biological process (GO): pyruvate import into mitochondria
Cellular component (GO): mitochondrial inner membrane
Molecular function (GO): pyruvate transmembrane transporter activity
Source: RefSeq, a predicted model, not a curated record
UAGGUUGCAUCGUACAGAAAGUCACCUCGUAGUGGUAGUGUCGGUCAGUCAGAAGCUCCCGAGAAGCUACCAGAGCUAGCGUGGUUAUAGUGGUUCAGCGCCAAGGUCGAUAGUAGGACAGCAGCAUCCUCGCGCCUUGUUCAACGUUACCUGCAAUCUAUUCAUCUGACAACUUAGCGCAAACACACGAAGGCCAACGUUAACCAAAGCCGAGCAUACUGCUUGCUAACCAUUUAGCGAGCUAGCUUGAAGUUCCGCUCGGUGUCCUUACUUGUAUCAGGACAUCUAACGUCACAGCCAUGGCUGCGCUGAGAGCGAACUAUCACAGGAUCCUGGACAAGAUCGAGCAUAUGCUGCCCAGCAAGCUGAGACCUCUGUACAACCACCCGGCGGGUCCAAAAACAGUUUUCUUCUGGGCACCGGUGUUUAAAUGGGGUCUGGUUGGAGCUGGAUUGGCUGAUAUGACUCGACCGGCAGAGAAGCUCAGUACCUCCCAGUCUGCAGUGCUGACGGCCACAGGCCUGGUCUGGUCCAGAUACUCGUUAGUCAUAACCCCCAAGAACUGGAACCUGUUCUGUGUCAACUUCUUCCUCGGCCUCGCAGGAUCCUCCCAGCUCUACAGGAUCUGGAGGUACAAACAGGAUCAGAAGGCAGAAGUCAAAGAGGCUGCAGAGUCCUGAGUGCUUCUCCACUUGCCCCAGUGGACUGAACGGAGACGCCUCACAAAGCCGACCCAUCUUGUCCACACAUUGUCUCCAUAACGACCACGCCAUAACCAUCGUUCCACCACAUUAAGCCUGUUGGAAAGAUGCACUUCUCGAGUUUCAAACUUCCUCAGGGUGUAACUAAGAAAAAAAACAGGCUGAGCCUUCGUCAACAUACUCAAGAAUUAUCGUCACCAACGCACAAAUAUUAGUUGAACAACUUUUAUGAUUGUAAAUUCUUCCAGUUGUUUAUCUUGUGCACUACUUGGGAAGUUUUUUCUUUUUCGUCCAUACUUCUUCAGGUGUAGCAAUCAGUACCUCGUGCAUUGAUUUCCAGAAGCGCGUAACUCUUGGAUAUAUCUAAAGGCGGUUUAAAGUAAUGUUUCCAAAUUAAGGAUUUUGUCACAUUAAUCUUUUAAUUGUCUUAUUUAUAAUCAAGUUGUGGCAUCUGUAUCCGUGAUUAAAUAAUUUAUAACCAUGGAAUAAUUUCUUCCAUUUGAAAUGCUUUAAUGUGACAGCAAAUCAUAAUUUAUUAAUCACAUGAUCAUUUUUUGCCCAUUGUCAACACUGUAUAGAAAGAUGCUGUCAAUUUCUGAUUGUGUCAGGAAAAUGUAAACAUGGCUUAUUUAUCCUGUGCAGCUUUUUGAUUUAGUAAACAAAGCAAACAGAUGCCAACAGCUCUUUUAAACAUUUUAAAAACCAACAUCCUGCUUUUACUAGAAAGUUAUAUUUUGUCUAGGUACUUCAUUCACAAGUUCACAACAUACCUUACCUUUUCUUAGCAAUAAUUGGUGUUAUCACUUUAGAAUACUCCUUUUAUUUUCUGACUGAACAAAUGGCACUUUGAUGGGUCUGAUCUAAUAAAUCCUGUUAACACGUGCA